AGUAUCAGACCGGCAGCUAACAUGGCAUCCAAAGAUAUUGCCAAUGCUGACACAAACCCAAUUUCCGAGCAUUUGACGACCAGUGAAGCCGGAUCAUCCUCUCGUGAUCCUAAGCGAGGAGAUCAAAAUUCCGAGGGGAAAGCGCGUCAAGUAUUUCGAUCCAUCCAAAGAUAUGCAUGGGACGACCCAGACAUCCCGAAAGAAAGGAAAUGGUUCCUUUUCAAGCUCGAUCUAUUCUUGCUCACUUCGGCAUGUCUGGGCUACUUUAGUAAGAAUCUGGAUCAAUCCAACAUAUCGAACGCCUAUGUCUCGGGAAUGAAAGAGUCUCUCAACAUGCAAGGCAGCGAACUCACCUACGCCAGUAAUGUGUUCACCGCCGGAUACGUUGUCGGCCAACUUCCCGCUGUCAUGCUCGCAACGCGUAUUCGCCCAUCAAUCUUGAUCCCUUCCCUAGAAAUUCUUUGGUCAACAUUGACUUUCUGUUCUUCCGCUGUCACUACAUAUAACCAACUCUAUGCGAUCCGCUUCCUUAUCGGCCUCUGCGAGAGCGGGUACUUUCCCGUCAUGAUCUAUUUAGUAGGCAGUUGGUACACCAAAUCUGAGCGCGGAAAGCGUGUCGCGCUUUUCUACUGUACUGCGUCACUCGCAGGAAUGUUCAGUGGAUAUUUACAGGCUGGCGCGUACAAGAAUCUGGAUGGUGUAAGUGGAAGAGAGGGGUGGCGAUGGCUGUUCAUCAUCUGCGGGAUUAUCUCGUUGCCGAUUGCGUUCCUCGGGUACUGGUUCAUCCCCGACUUCCCAGAGACGACGAGAGCGUUUUACAUUACUAAGGAAGAAGCGGAGUCUCAAUGCGAGAGACUGAAAGAGGAGGGACAGAAACCGCUUGGACAUAAUCCGUGGAACCGAAAGAAAUUGUUGAAAGUGAUCAAGCAGUGGCAAUUUUGGGUACUGCCGCUCGGAUACUUCUUCGUACAGGGCAGUCACGCUGUCCACCAACCGGUCAUGGCUCUUUGGUUGAAGUCGCAAGGGAAAUCAGUAUACGAGAGGAAUGUAUGGCCGACGGGACAGGUUGCCGUUGGCGUCGUUAUCCAAAUUCUUGCGGGAAUGUUGUCGGACUCACCAUUGCUGAAAGGUCGUCGGUGGCCUGCUAUAAUCGUUAUGCAAGCGGGCGCUUUGUUUGGAAACGCUGUACUCGCGACUUGGAAUGUCUCGAAUCGGCUAAAGUAUGCGGCGUAUUACUUUUCGUUUUUCACUGCGGGAGUACCCGGGCCUUACUUCGCUUGGUAUUCCGAUCUCAUUCCACACGAUCAUGAGAUGCGUGGGUUUAUCAUUGCGGCGUCCAACAUGUUUAGCUACAUCAUGGUUAUCUGGUAUACGCUUGCGGUGUGGAGGACAAUUGACGCGCCGAGGUUUAGAGCUGGAUUUAUCGCCGCUGUAGUGCUCGGUUCAGCUAUGAUAAUCUUGGUGUUGAUAUUGCGAAUGCUGCAAAAGAAGGAUGAAAGGAGUAGAGACUAUGAGUCGGAGGGUGCUAACGAUGUUGAAUCAUCAACUAGUGGAGGUGGCAGGGGGCUUACGGAGACGGGAGUGGCGAAAGAUUGA
Messenger RNA from Periconia digitata, 1596 nucleotides. The record is from the annotation of a GenBank genome assembly. Lineage: Eukaryota; Fungi; Ascomycota; Dothideomycetes; Pleosporales; Periconiaceae.